Molecule: messenger RNA, 3205 nt
Organism: Paramecium octaurelia
Lineage: Eukaryota; Ciliophora; Oligohymenophorea; Peniculida; Parameciidae
Source: the annotation of a GenBank genome assembly
AUGCAGCUUUAAAUAAAUGCUAAGAUAAAGUUGCAUGUGAUAAAUAUUCUGUUACUGAAUAAUGUUAAGUAGAUACUGCAGGAAACACUUGUGUCUUUAGUGGUAGCUGUAAAGAUAAAUCUUGUGCAGAUGCAGAAGAUUCAACUAGUAACGAUACUGAUGGUAAAUGUUAAUUAUAUUCUAAAAAAUGUACAUUAACAUAAAAGAAAUGUACUUUGAAAUCAGCUACUUGUGCAGCUAUAAAGAAUGAGGGUGCUUGCUUGGCACAUACAUUAGGUAGAAAGUAGUAAUGUGCAUGGAAUGGUACAGCAUGCGCUGAUGCAACUAUUGACUGCACUCUAGCAACAGGAACAGGAUUUACGCUAUAAUAUUGCUAAUAUUUGAGUACAACAUGCUCUGUGAAAGUAGAUGGGACAGCUUGUCUGACUGCAGCAGCAAAUUGUGCAGGUAUAGUAGAAGGAAGCUGUGUUUGGGCUAGUACUGAUAAAUUUUGUUAUUGGAAUGGAACUGCUUGUGCAAAAAUAGUAGACGCAACUAAAUGCAGUGACAUAAUUGGAACUAGCGCUGCCAUUUGCUAGAGCAAGAAAGCUUCUUGUACAUGGACAACUGGAACAAAAUGUACUGCAAACUGCACAGCUUUCACAGGUCCAUUCAAUUAUGACACCUGCUAAGCAUAUAACCCUUAAUGUACACUCAAAAGAGAUGGUACCGGAUGUGUGAUGACAGUUGCUACAUGUGCAGGUACAUCCGCAGCUAAUUGUACAGGUGCAGAUGACGGAAAAUGUUAUUUAAGUGGUACUACUUGCACUUUAGCUAGUGGUGCCUUAAUUACUGCAACCAACUGUGGUUCAAUUACAGGAAUAGGAUUGACUCCUGCAUAUUGUAAAGGAAUUAGUACUGGUGGUAAUACAUGUUCAGCAAAUUCAGAAUUGACUGGUUGUGUUGAGAAAUAAGCAAAUUGUGCUAAUUUUGCAACUACUCCUUGGGCUGAUUGCCUUUCAGGUAACACUUAAACGAAAUGUAUUAUUAAUUCUGAUGGCGAUGGAUGUGUGGCUUAUGAUGCUACUGUUGCCAAUCCUUGCCUCACUGUAAAACUCUUUAAAACAGGACCAGCUGCAAUAACAUAUACCGAUGCAAUUUGUAAUUUAUAUGGUUGUCAGGCUAAAGCAGAUAAAUCUGGUUGUGAUGCCAUCUCUGCCUCUGCUGCUGUAACUCCAACCUGUGGUAGUUAUACUGGUCCAUUUACUUAUGAAGCUUGCAUAGGUUUCAUAAAUACUUGCUCUGUAAAUGCAGCUAAGACUGCUUGUAUCACCAUAAAAGAUACUUGCACAGAAUAUACUACUACUGAGUGUGGAUAUGCAAAAAACGAAGGAGAAUGUGUAGUUUCUGGAACUGCUUGUGUUUAAAAGAAUUGUGAUUCAGCAGCCUCUACUGUUACUACUUUAGCUGGAUGUUAAGCAGUUUCAACAAAUUGUGCUCUUAGAGUAGGAGGAUGUUAAUUUAGAAACAAUUGUGCUUCAUAUACAGUUUAGGGUGCCUGCGUUAAGAAUGCUAGCGGAAGUGAAUGUUUGUGGAAUCCUACAGCAGCUAAAUGUGUUGAUAAAAGUUGUAGUGCAGCCGAAGCAUCAACAAGUUUUGAUAGUCAUACUAAAUGUUCAAACGCUGGAAAAUGCACAGUCAAAGCAACUGCAGACAAGGCAAUUGGUCAAGGUUGUAUUCCAUUUGCUGCUUGUAGUUCAUACACAAUAGAAGAAUAAUGCAAGAAAAAUGCAAAAGAUGAGAACUGUGUUUGGAAUACAAAUACUGAUCCAGCUACUUGUGCUGACAUAUCAUGUGCCACUGCUCCAACUGCAUCCUAUAAUGAUCAUGAUGGAUGUAAAGGAUACCUUUCUGGAUGCACAGUAAAUGUUGUUGAUGUCAAUGGAACACCAACACUUUAAGGGUGUGUUGCAUAUAAAACAUGUAAUUUAUACAAUCUUGAAGGAUAAUGUUAGGUUAGUAGUGAGAAGGAUGACAAAGGUGCAAAUAUUUUAUGUGGAUGGAAUGGAACUUCUUGUGCCAAUAAGAGUUGCUAAACUGCUUAGUAAACUGUGAACACUCCAGCUUUAUGUAAAAGUUAUUUAGCUGGUUGCACUGUUAAUGCAACAGAUAAUGGUUGUGUUGCUAUACCUGAUGUCUGUGAAGGAAUGACAGUAAGCCAAUGCUAUGAUGGAUCAGUUGACAAAUCAUCAAGAAAAUGCUUCUGGGAUACAACUGAUGGCAAGUGUAUAACAAAGAAAUGUGAAAAUUCUCCAAACACUGGAUCAGAAUCAGAAUGUGACACUUAUUUAUCUGGUUGCACCACCGAUACUAUUAAAUGCAAAACCAAAAUAUGUGAAGAUUUCCCAUUAACAACUGAUGCUUUAUGCAAAGCAGCACUCUCUACUUGUACAUCAAAUGGAGUUAAUUGCGUUAAAAGAGGAUAUUGCAAUUAAGCAUAAGCUGAAGCUGGAUGUGUUACAGAUUCCUAUUUGAAGUAGUGCUAAUGGAUGACUCCAACAGGAUAAGAUGCUUACUGUACAAACAAGAGUUGCACAACUGCCCCAACAUCAUUGACAACCGAAGCUUAAUGUAUUGCCUACUUUACACCUUCAGUAGGAACAUGUACUACCAAGAAAGAGGGAGGUUGCACACUUAAGGGAGCAUGCACAUCUGCUAAUGUUGCCGCAGCUUGUAUUACUGACAAAGAUAAAAAUGACUGUUAAUGGGAAACUGAAACUAGUACUUGUAGAUUAAAAGAAUGUAAAGAUUUUGCUGGAACAACCCAUGCUGCUUGCUAAAAACAAAAAACAGGUUGCACAGCAGGAUUAAAUGGAAAAUGCGCUAAAAUGACUAAUUGUUAAGAUAUUAAAGUUAGAGCUGCUUGCAUUGAAGGUAACGAUGGUCCUUGCUUGUGGAUUGCUAAAUAUGUGAAUGCUGAUGCUACCCUUGGAGCUUGCUUCUCUUAUGAAUCAUGCAAGAGUUUAGAUUGGACCAGUGAUCCAAACUGCAAAUUGAUUUCUCCAAAUUGUACAACUGAUGGUACUGAAUGUGUAGGAAUUACAAGUUGUGCAGCCACAAACAUUAAGGGAGGUUGCAAGAUAGGAACAGAUGGAUAGUGUAUUUAAACAGUGUCCGCUAAAGGAGCUACAGACACUAUUUGUAAGAAGUUUACAUCAUGUGCUGA